AUGAGACCGGCAUUUUUAAAUGUCCCUUCCAGCGGCGCCUUCCAGUGCUUUCCAAUCGGUUCAGUUGCUUUUGACGUGCCAAAAUGUAAACAAAACGAGAUUUUGCGAGGAGUGUUGUUUAUACGAUUGAAAACGGGAUUAAAAAUGCCCAAAGUCGUCUCGCGGAGUAUUGUGUGCUCGGAUUCGAAGGAUCAGGAGGAGUACAAUGAGACGAAGCCACUGAACAUCUAUUACUGCUUGUGUGGAAUGAUGUCCUUGAUAUUGGAUUGCCAGAUCGAGAAGCUGCCCUUGCGCCAGGCGGACGGCGCCAGAGUCAUCGAUGGCUCGCAUCACGCGCACAAGAUCACCAGCGUUCCGGACGAGACGACCUACAUUCGGCGGCCGAAAGGGAUUGAGCGACAGUACAGGAUGAAGUGCAAGCGCUGCUCCCUGCCGCUCUACUAUCGGCACAGCAACGGCAGCAACGUCACGUUCAUCUUCAGGGGCGCUCUGGUGUCCUCGCGAGUGGCCACAGAUAACGUGCCGACCAUCGACGUGUUCCAGCAAGUGGCGCAGUCGGCGCCGCGGAAGAUCAUGGUCACGAAGCACACGAAGAACAUGGGCAAGUUCAGCUCGGUCACGGUGUCCACAAUUGACGAGGAGGAGGACGAAAUCGAGGCGCGCGAAAUCGCGGACAGUUACGCGAACAAUGCGAGGAUCAUUGAGAAGCAGCUGCAUAGGAAGUCGGGCAAGUUGGUGGAGAGCACACAGAAGGCGGAGAGCGAAGCUGGCCCGAGUCAGAGCAAAAAAGCCCGCGGAACUCUUAUCGAUAUGUGA
Phlebotomus argentipes is the source of this 816-nucleotide messenger RNA. RefSeq names its product STING ER exit protein. The transcript has 3 exons. Bases 1 to 816 code for a protein of 271 amino acids. The record is from RefSeq and is a predicted model, not a curated record. NCBI's taxonomy places the organism in Eukaryota, Metazoa, Arthropoda, Insecta, Diptera, Psychodidae.